AGGUCUCCCCUCCCCGCCGCCGGAGCCGCUUCCCUCGGCGGGCUCCAGCGCCGAGCCUGCUUAUUUGGCAGUGUCUCAAGUUACUCCCCUCAGGCAGCUUGAGCCAGUAAAACUAGAUCCUUUCAUCUCGGCGGAGCUUACUGACAACCAGCCGUCUGGUUUCCUAGGAAACAAAAUCUUGGCUAGAAAUAGUGAAUCAUUUCCAGGUCACUUUCAACAUGGAGAGUGGAGCAGGGAAGCAUUGGACUGAGGAGGAGGUUAAAGCCUUGUUAAGCGUCUGGUCAGAAAAAAAUAUCAGAAAGCAACUGCACGGCACCCUGAGGAAUAAAGGAAUAUUUAUCUACAUUGCUAAAAGGUUACAGGAGUUGGGAGUGUGCAGGGACUGGAAACAGUGCCGUGCAAAGUACAAAAACCUGAAGUACGAAUACAGAACGGUUAAAUAUGCCCACAACUCUGGGGAUGUCACUAAAACCAUGAAGUUUUUCCAUGAUCUGGAUGCCAUAUUGCGAUAUGAGCCUGUCACACAAUUAGCAGCAGAAGAAAACGGCAGGUGUUCUGCGACUGAGACGCAGCUGAACACAAGCCCCACAACAGACAGCACGCAAGGUGAGAUACCAGUUUCUUUAGAAGAUGAGGAGGAUGCUCCAGGAGAUCCACUACUUUUUAUAUCUCAUGCCAGACCAGUUCAACUAGGUAAUCCAGCGUCAGCAGUAGAGGCUUCCAAACCACCGGCUUUUAUUCCUACAGUAGCAAAUGAAGGAGGAAAACACUGGACUGUUAAUGAAGUCAGAGCUUUGAUACACAUAUGGUCAGACAAAAAUAUCCAGCAACAACUAGAGGGGACAGUGAGAAAUAAAAGAAUAUUUGAACAGGUUGCUGCUAGACUUCAAAAGUUUGGAAUUGACAGGGACUGGAAACAGUGCAGGACAAAAUACAAAAAUCUGAAACAUGAGUACAAAAGUAUAAAAAGUGCCCAAGACUCAGGGAGUACAAGUAAAAGUAUGAAAUUUUUUAAUGAACUGGAUGCUAUUCUGGGGCACUGCACCAUGGAACAAGCAAGUAAAUCAGAUAAUGAUGAAAGUGAGAGGCCUUCAGAAUGGACAGAAGCAAAAUCAGAAAAGGAUUCUUUAGAAAUGCCUGGAGACACAGGUGAAGAGGACUCUGUUAGUAAUAUGUCAGAAGACCUACAGGUUGCAGAUACAAAGAAAGUUUCUGAUUCAGAUGAUGCUAUUGUAAAUACUACUCCAGAGAAUCGGGCAGCUCUGCAUAUAACGAAAGAAACAGCUAUGACAAAAAUCCUUGAAGAUGAGGGGGACUUUGCCAACUCCACCCCAGUAGCUCUGGAAGCUACACAAGUGAAGAAGGAGACAAUUGAUAUAGAUGAUGAUUCUAUAAGCACUACCUCAGAAGACAGAUCUUGUACACCAGUAGCAAAACGGAUGGUUGGGACAGACAAUCACAUUCCCUUGGAAGAAGCACAAAAUCACUUUAAAGUUAUUACAGUUAACGAUACUGGAGCAGGAAAACACUGGAGUGAUAAUGAAGUUAGGGCUCUGAUAAACAUAUGGUCAGAUGAAAAGAUACAACAGAUGCUUGAAGGGGCCACAAGAAAUAAAGAAAUAUUUGAGGAAAUUGCCAGAAGGUUAAUGAAACGUGGUAUAGACAGAGACUGGAAACAAUGUCGCACAAAGUACAAGAACUUGAAAUAUGAAUACCGUGCACUGCAGAAAGAAAAUGAGCACCUUGGAAAUCCCAAAAGAAAAAUGAGAUUUUAUGAUGAAGUUGACUGUAUCUUAAGAAGACAGCCUCUCGGAACCUCAGGCUGGGGAUGUGAAAGCUCAAGUCCCCUAUCAGUUUCAGUGGCAGAUGCUGCAGCAAACACGGGAUCUUUGAGUAUCAAGAGGAAAACAUGGAAUGAUGAAGUGUCACCUGUUCCACUGAAGAAAAGUGCUUCUGAAAACACCAUAUUCCACUUCCAAAAACUGUUAACAGAGAGAGUGCAUACAGUAACAGAAGGCAAAAAGUUACUGUUUGAAAGGCUUUGUAAGCAGGAAGAAAUGCAAGACCUCAACAGAACACAGCUGUAUGCUGAUCCAUCAGCCAUACAACAGUGUACUCCAGCAAAACGACUUUCUGGAUCUGUCAUGUUUGGGCAUAGACCUACACAGCCCUGCCAAAGCCAGGUCAGUAAUGGGCACAUACAAAGGCACAACUCAAGUCAAACACUCAAGGCCUUAUUACAGCAACAGUCACCACGUUUAUUUACAUACAGAGGCCCAAAUUCCAGCCAAGUCCCUCUUUAAAACUUUACAUAAAAAUAUUACUGGAUAUAAUGUGAUAUGUAUAAUUUCCUGCUCUAUGCUUAAGUAUUUCCUUGUCAAUUCUUUUAUGAGAGACAUUAUGAAGGUAAAUACUUUCCACCAAGGUGGAUUUAAUCUGCCAUUUGACUAGCAUUUUUAAAACAAUUCUGAGAAGUCAGGACAGAGAUCCCUAGAAAAUAAUGGUAUUUUGAUCAGUUAUACAGUGAUAUGGAUACAUAGUUUUUACAGCAUAUGCUUAUCUACCACUUUUCACAUUUUACACUGAUUUCUCAGUAUAAACCUUUGGUUUGUAAUACUGUCACCAAAACUAUCAUUCCUAGCAAUACUAGUAUCAUCAUUGGUUUAAAAAUCUUUCUUCUCUCUCUCUCUUUCCAAUGAAUUGGUUCAAAGGUACAUCCUUGAACUUGUGUUGUAUUAUUUGCAUACAGAGGUGUUGUCUUUGGAAGGAGGACAAGUUUUGCCCCUGCCAUCACAGCAGUCAGGUAUCCCUACAGAACAUGCUGAGUCAGCUGAAGACCUCACCAUUCCCACACUACUAAAAUCACAGGUUACUCCUUCCACAUAUGAACCAGAAAAACGUGUGAUCCAACCCUAAUUCACACCAGUACAUUUAAAAGUUUAGUUCAGUUAUGAUUUAAACUAUUUGAAGUAACUGUACUGAAAAUAAUAUGGGUAACGUACAUGUUUUGCUUUACCUUCUCUGUUUCAUGAGUGCAUGGCUGAAAUUGACUUGAUAACUCAUUUCAACAAGAAGUUCCCCUUUUCUCCAUGCUACUCUGAGUAACCUAGUUCUUGCUGGAUGCCCUAUAAACCAGUUCAUCUCACUAACCUCGGACAAGACUAGCCCAUCUAGUAUGAAAAGACCCUGAAUGGUUUUCUGUGUGAGUUGAAGUAGCUCAACAAGUUCCCAGAUGUGUCAGGACUAACUCUGAACAGCUGAAAAGUUAUUUUUGUUGCAGUGUGCAUGAGGAAAACAGCUAGCACUCUAGAGAUGAUAAUCUGUCACUUUAAAUUCUGCAUGAUACACAAGGAUCCAAAUCUUUCCAAACCUAACUGCCAUUCAGUGCAAUAGCCCAAAAAAAACCCUUUACUUCCUUCCAUCAAAUAAAGAAUAAAAAACUUUUAAUUCAUUAAAAUCACCAGACCUUUCAAGAAUAUGUAUCUAUGCUGAUAUUCAGGUGAGAACAACACAACAGCAUUGAGGCAAACAACUUGCUGAAUACUUAGCAGGUCAGAGCAGAGAAUUGCAGAGCACACUUGCAUUCUUCACUUGGAAAUUGUUCAUGUCAACACUAGGUGGUAGACAUGAAGCAAGAACUGAUAGAAAAAAAGGAACACAAGUGUGUUUACUUUUCAAGUAAAGGGUUUUUUUCCUCAGAGAACUUUUCAGAGAGCAGGAUUUAUCUAACAAAUGUUCAAAGAAUGUGGACUUCCCUUUGUGUGGGAUUCCUCUUCUAUCCUGCUUUGUGACUGCAAAGCAUAGCUUGCUUUUUAAAAUGUUUUGUCAGAAAGUUGUCUUCUGCCCUGCUGUUCAUUCAUUGUCAAUCAAAGAUGGUAAGAGAUGUCAGGUGCAAGAUGGGCCAUUUGGCAUUAUCUGAUAUUUGUGUGCUACUCCCAUUUAUACAGAUAACAAAUAAUUUACUUGAGACAGAUAAAGUGAUAUGAAGACAACCUUU
Molecule: messenger RNA, 3997 nt
Organism: Cyanistes caeruleus (blue tit)
Lineage: Eukaryota; Metazoa; Chordata; Aves; Passeriformes; Paridae
Source: RefSeq, a predicted model, not a curated record